CCCAGACACCAAGGUCUCUCUUUGCGUGUGAGUGGCCCUGGGGAAUAGCCUCGCCUGGUUUCUUCGUGGUCCCCGGUUUGCUCCCAGGCUGGGUGAUGAACCUCUCCUCUUGCCACCGGCUGGUGGACCUCGGGCACCCGGACCUCAUCCUGCAGCAUUACAACUACACGGGCCGCCUGGAGUUUCGGGGACCACCUGAAGAGGGCCUGGGCUGGCUUCGCACCCUCUUCGUGGCUGUCAGCUGUCUGAUCAUCCUGGAGAACCUGCUGGUCCUGGUGGCCAUCAUCAGUCACAUGCGCACUCGCCGCUGGGUCUACUACUGCAUCAUCAACAUCACCCUGAGCGACCUCCUCACAGGCGUGGCCUACCUGACCAACAUCGUCCUGUCCGGGAGACGGACUUUCCACCUGACCCCCACCCACUGGCUCCUUCGGGAGGGGGUGCUCUUCAUGGCCCUGGCGGCGUCCACCUUCGGCCUCCUCUUCACCGCUGUGGAGCGGUUUGCCACCAUGAUGCAUCUCAUGGUGGCGCGCAGCGGCAGCGGCGUGGUCCGUGUAUACGGCUUCAUCGGCCUCUGCUGGCUCCUGGCUUUGCUGCUGGGUCUGCUCCCUCUGCUUGGCUGGAACUGCAUCUGCGACUUCUCCAACUGUUCCAGUCUGUUGCCCCUUUACUCCAAGUGGUACAUCCUCUUCUGUGUCGUCAUCUUCGCCUUGAUUCUGGCCUCCAUCAUGCUGCUCUACGGCGCCAUCUUCCGCCUGGUCCGCGCCACUGGACAGAAGGUCCCGCGAGGCCAUGCCCAUUGCAAGGCCCAGCGCCUCCUGCAGAUGGUUAUGAUGAUCCUGGUGGCCUUUCUCCUCUGCUGGGGUCCGCUCUUCGGGCUGCUGUUGGCGGACAUCUUUGGCACCGCAGCCUGGGCCCAGGAGUACCUCCGGGGCAUGGAUUGGAUCUUGACCCUGGCGGUGCUCAACUCGGCCAUCAACCCUCUCAUCUACUCCUUCCGCAGCCGGGAGGUGCGCCGGGCGGUGUUGGGAUUCCUGUGCUGCGGCUGUCUGAAGUUGGGUGUUCGAGGGCCCGGGGGCUGCCUGGUCCGGGCCGUGGAGACCCAUUCCAUCUCUUCCACCGAAAGCUCCCUCCGGCCCCGGGACAGCCUUCGGACCUCCCGCUCUCUCAGCUUCCGGAUGCGUGAGCCUCUGUCCAGCGUGUCCAGUGUGCGAAGUGUCUGAGCCCGCUGGAAUCCCCUGCCCCCAGCCUCCAGGCCCAAAUCCCUCCUCUUUUGCUCUUGCCUUCUGACCGAGGCCCCCCUAAGGGAGGGCAGGUUGGGGGUGGGGCUUUGUGCCCUUUGCUGUGUGAACUAUUGGCUGAGGUUCCAGGAAUUGUCCCCCCCCCUUGCCUAGUUUCCUGCAAGGGAUUUUGGGCAAUGAUCUGGGGUAGGGGUCCUGGGCUUGAGGCCCGAUGUCUUGGGCAAAGAGGAUGUUACACCAUAGAGCCCGGCAGCCCCAGUGGGCACUGGCAGGAUGCCCAGGGCGAAGAUCUUCUACCUCUGGGUCUGAGGGAGAGGCUGCUUUGGUGGUCUGAGGCUCUUUGCCGGCAGCUGCCUCCCCCUCCACACCCCUAUGGACACCCUACCUUUCUGUUCUGGUUGACUAGGAAGGGUAAGGUUCUUAGGAUCACCCUAACCCCAUUCUUCCUUGGGUCAGGAUUGCUGAGGAGUGCAUGCAAUGCUGAGGCUGCUGGGCCAGGCAGAGUGGGCAGCUCACAGACUGAUGACUUGUUUUAGAGGGGACUUCAGAGAAGGUAGGGGGGCCACGGCAGUCAAUUAAGCUGCACGGGGAGCCCUGUGUACAUGGGCCCUGGAGAAUGGACUAAAUGUACUACAGUGGAAUUUGAAGCAUGAAUUGGAAAUGUGUGGGCAGAUAGGGGGAUUAGUCCUGGGAUAGGGUUUCCUUAGGGACAUAUCUGUGCUGUUGCAUGUGCAUAAGGCACUAGACAUUUGUGUAUGUGUGUAGAUCUCAGAGUCAACAGAGUUCCCCUAUGUGAUAGCACAUAGAGAGGUCAUCUUGUUCACCCCUUUGUCUCCAGAGCACUUAAAGUGUCUCUGAUGGAAGAGAUUGCUCACCCCUCUGUCUUCAGAAAUCUCUAGGGAAGGAGAUUCCAGUCUUCCUGUUAACUGAAGGUCUGAAUGUGGGCACGCAUGUAUUCGGACAUGUGUUAAGUGUGUGUGUAAGUUCAUUUUAAUUAACUUUAUAGGAUCACAGGGUUCAGAGCCCUGUGGGACUUCAGAGAUCAUGACCUGGGGCUUGUGAACCUAUUGUGUGUGGUUUUUUUCAAAUUUCGAUAACUGCAUUUCAACAUAGUUGGUUUCCUCUGUAAUCCUAUCUCUUUUG
This is a messenger RNA of Phascolarctos cinereus (koala), 2384 nucleotides long. It is a transcript of the gene S1PR4, whose product is annotated as sphingosine-1-phosphate receptor 4. Gene Ontology annotation, biological process: G protein-coupled receptor signaling pathway. NCBI's taxonomy places the organism in Eukaryota, Metazoa, Chordata, Mammalia, Diprotodontia, Phascolarctidae. Gene Ontology annotation, cellular component: membrane. The record is from RefSeq and is a predicted model, not a curated record. Gene Ontology annotation, molecular function: sphingosine-1-phosphate receptor activity.